This is a messenger RNA of Clonostachys rhizophaga, 1401 nucleotides long. Lineage: Eukaryota; Fungi; Ascomycota; Sordariomycetes; Hypocreales; Bionectriaceae. The record is from the annotation of a GenBank genome assembly.
AUGUUGACCUCGAAGCGCCUGUAUCUCUUCCUCGCGUGCCUCGCCGCCUUCAUUGCACCCUCUCUGGGGCAACGGCCGAGCACCGCUUCAUUAUGUGACUACUACGCCACGGCCCUGUAUGGUGCCAACAACAGCAACACGCAGUGGAACCUCAUCAGGCAUAUCGUGGCUUUGGCGUUUGAGGGAGGUUCCGAGUUGACCAACAAAUCAUCCGAGCUGACGGGAAUCUUGCGUCCGGGCAAGUUUGGUGGCGUGGACAUCGACCUUCGACAAUACUUCAACGGCUCUAGAGCUUCCACGAAUGUCAACAACGCACCGAUUGGUAUUAAUUGGCUUGAUCAGGGUGGUACUGUGCCACUCUCGGAUUUCUUGACUGGGAGGACGGACACUGUUGUCAUGUCUAAUUCCUCGAACCAAUAUCACCUGUUUGGAAACUUCUUUGUUUCGUUCAGCCGAGCGUUUGCCUGCAGUAUCCCAUACCCCUCUCUACCGAACUCCGCCGGUCCCGUUCAGUUGUCGUACGCCCACAAGUUCAUGAACCUCGAGUAUAACCAACUUGGACACUUCAUCAACCAGCUCAGCCAGGCAGCGAUAUACUACGGAUUUUCCACCCAGGACGCCGAAACGUUCCGUACACGAUUGAACAGUCAAUACAACGUGCGAUGUGCACCGCCAGUCACAUUCAACCCAGCAAUGGGCCCGCAGCUACUCAGUCUGUGCCAGAACCCGACGUGUCCGCUUGCGGUUCCAGUCAGCGACUGCGCAGCAUACAACAAUCUUACAGCAAAUGGAAUAUCGGAUAGUAGCCCUACCACGGUGACGGCCACGGCCACUGCUACUGCCACGGCAUCGACGGCGCCGUCGUCUUCGGCAACAUCUGCGUCUCCAGCCACGCAGGAUGAGGAUAAGCUGACCAAGGGCGCAAUUGCCGGUAUCGCCAUUGGAGGCGCAGCUGUUCUUGUCCUUGCCGUCGCGGCCUUCUUUGUCGUCAGGAGACGACGCAAUAAAAGUCCCCCUCCACCACCUCCAUCAGAGCCCCCGGCUGCCUGGGCAGGCUCGCAGCAUUUCUCGUCCCCAACUCUCGACCCUACCACCCCAGCCGGGCGUGACCGCCACGCGUCUUCAUUUUUCUCUACAGGCCCCCCACCGUCUGAGAUGGCCAGCUCUAGAUAUCAGAGCCCCGUGGAAUUGAACGCCAAAACAGGCGAUCCGUAUCUCCAGCAGUGGGCAGCAACAGUCAGCCACCCAGUCGAGAUGGAUAGCUCUCCAGCUGAGGAACACCAGUGGUCACAGGAGCAAGGGGGAGAGAUCCAACAGGCUCAAAACCAGUCCCAGAGCCAUGCUUAUCAUCAGACUCAAGAUGAGGCGACGCGGCAAUACCACGAAGGUAAUUAUCGAUGA